Molecule: messenger RNA, 3867 nt
Organism: Dipodomys spectabilis (banner-tailed kangaroo rat)
Lineage: Eukaryota; Metazoa; Chordata; Mammalia; Rodentia; Heteromyidae
Gene: Gpat4
Product: glycerol-3-phosphate acyltransferase 4
Exons: 13
Coding region: 870-2240 (456 amino acids)
Biological process (GO): triglyceride biosynthetic process
Cellular component (GO): endoplasmic reticulum
Molecular function (GO): glycerol-3-phosphate O-acyltransferase activity
Source: RefSeq, a predicted model, not a curated record
ACAAAGGCGGGUGCGCGCACGUCCUUACGCACGCCUGGGCCGGCGCGGCGGGCAGGGCUGGGCCGGACGGGAGGAACCGUCGCAGAGGACGUGGAAGCCGGAGCCUCGCGGCUGCUCCAGCAGCAUGUAAACAACUUUCGCCAAGAAGCCAGGUCACCGCUGAGAAAGGGCAGGAAGAAUUUUGAGUGGCCACCUAUGCCAGGUGUGCCUGGAGUUCUGCAGGCAUGAAACAUUCCAUGCCAGCCUCCGUGUGCCACUGGCGAAGGUUGAGGCUCUUCAGGUAGGAGGGUCCUGGGGGCAGCAGCACCAGGAUCCCUUCCAAAGGGAGAAUGGGGACAGAUACGAACUCUCUACAGUGAAUUUGGGUUUCAGCUUAUGAAGGAAUUUUAAGCAAAAUUAUUUAAUUUCCACAUAUUCACCUUCCAAAACCUUCUGUGUGAAGUGCGAGUGUCACCCCCUCCACGGGAGUUAUCAGGAGUUUUCUGGCACCAAGGUGAACUCUUCUUGGUAUUUCUGGCAAUACAGAUCUGCUGGACAGAUUGAUCUGCUGAAUGCUGUGGGGCAGGAAACGGAGCAAAGCCUCUGGAAGCAGUGGACAGGUAGUGGAGUGGAGAGCUCUCCUUUGCCACUUACUUGCACAGAAACACAGCCUGGACACGCAUGCUGGUACUGAAGACUUGUUCUACCUUGUUCGCUAUCAAGUUCCUCUGCUCUGUGCAAGCAAUUAAAUGAUGUGAUCCUGGGGAUGGAGUUUGUCACCCUUGGGGGACUAGCUUCCUUUCUCAGGUUGGUGCUGUCAGAAAGGACCAUCUGAAGGCCACGGUUUGUGCGUGGGGAAGAGGGCACCAGCCUGGCCUGGAUCCUCCACCAUGUUCCUCUUGCUGCCUUUUGAUAGCCUGAUUGUCAACCUUCUGGGCAUCUCCUUGACAGUUCUCUUUACCCUCCUGCUCGUUUUCAUCAUAGUCCCUGCCAUUUUUGGAGUCUCCUUUGGUAUCCGAAAGCUCUACAUGAAAACUUUGUUAAAAAUCUUUGCGUGGGCUACCUUGAGAAUGGAGAGAGGAGCCAAGGAGAAGAACCACCAACUUUACAAGCCCUAUACCAAUGGAAUAAUUGCAAAAGAUCCUACUUCACUAGAAGAAGAAAUCAAAGAAAUUCGUCGAAGUGGCAGUAGUAAGGCUCUGGAUAAUACUCUGGAGUUUGAGCUCUCUGACAUUUUCUACUUUUGCCGGAAAGGAAUGGAGACUAUUAUGGACGAUGAAGUGACCAAGAGAUUCUCAGCAGAGGAAUUGGAGUCAUGGAACCUGCUGAGCAGAACCAAUUAUAACUUCCAGUACAUCAGCCUUCGGCUCACUGUGUUAUGGGGGCUAGGAGUGCUGAUUCGAUAUUGCUUCCUCCUGCCACUCAGGAUAGCGCUUGCAUUCACGGGGAUCAGCCUGCUGGUGGUGGGCACCACUGUGGUGGGAUACCUGCCAAAUGGAAGGUUUAAGGAGUUCUUGAGUAAACAUGUUCACUUGAUGUGUUACCGGAUCUGCGUGCGCGCCUUGACAGCUAUCAUUACCUACCAUGACAGGAAAAACAGACCAAGAAAUGGUGGCAUCUGUGUGGCUAAUCAUACAUCUCCCAUCGACGUGAUCAUUUUGGCCAGUGAUGGCUAUUAUGCCAUGGUGGGUCAGGUGCACGGAGGCCUCAUGGGUGUUAUUCAGAGAGCCAUGGUGAAGGCCUGCCCACAUGUCUGGUUUGAACGGUCUGAAGUGAAAGAUCGCCAUCUGGUGGCUAAGAGACUGACUGAACACGUGCAAGAUAAAAGCAAGUUGCCUAUUCUUAUCUUCCCAGAAGGAACCUGUAUCAAUAACACGUCGGUGAUGAUGUUCAAAAAGGGAAGUUUUGAGAUUGGAGCCACUGUUUACCCUGUUGCUAUCAAGUAUGACCCUCAGUUUGGUGAUGCAUUCUGGAACAGCAGCAAGUACGGGAUGGUGACAUACCUGCUGAGAAUGAUGACCAGCUGGGCCAUUGUCUGCAGCGUUUGGUACCUGCCUCCUAUGACCAGAGAGAAAGAUGAAGAUGCUGUGCAGUUUGCUAACAGGGUGAAGUCUGCCAUUGCCAGGCAGGGAGGACUGGUGGACCUGCUGUGGGAUGGUGGAUUAAAGAGGGAGAAGGUGAAAGACACAUUUAAGGAAGAGCAGCAGAAGCUGUACAGCAAGAUGAUUGUUGGGAACCAUGAGGACAGGAGCCGUUCCUGAGUCUGCAUCCCAUGCUGGCUGGAGCCUCUGCCUCCAAGUCCCGACAAUGAGCCAGCAGAAGAUGCUGCUGCUCCUGCUCCGCCUCCACCACCACCACCACCACCGUGCCCCACUGCUGCACCCUUCCAGACUCAGGAUCCCAGGACUCCAGCUUCUUCAGAGCCACACAGGGAUCCCUGGGCUCAGGCAGCACAGCCUGCCCACUGUCAUCUGCUGCAAAGUUGCUGGGUGCUCCAGCCAGGACAAGAUGCCUUCUUGUUCCCUUUACAAUAAGCCCGUUGGAGGAGUGCCAUUAAAGUCAGCUCUCCACCUGUGUGCGUCGUCUCGGGCUGAGUGGUUGGGAGGACUGUCCUCAACCUUGGUAGGGUUUGGGAUUCAGUCCUUGUGGUUGCACAUGUGCCAGGGACUUACUAGGGGAGGCCGGCACAUGACUCCAGAGGAGAGGGUUACUGCCAAGAUGGCUGGGCCUGCCUCUAGCCCAAACAGCACCCAGCCUCAGAUCUCUGCAGACCCCAUGAAAAGACUUGUUUGCAGGGGCAUUGGGCCAAAUGAAGUUUUAAAAAGUUCUGGAGCUCCUGCUUAAGGGGUGUCACAGGAUGGGGAGAGGCCAGUGCCCCCUUGACCAGUCUGUGACAAGAGCCAGGAAUCUGUGUUCAAACUCCAGGCUGAGCCUGAAUUUCCCAUGUGACUUGCACUUUGUUUAAUGUGUGCCUCGUCUUCCCCAUGUGUGUCAUGGGUCAGCAGGGGAAGGGAAGGUGGUGACAUCUACCUCACAGGGUUGUUGUGGGGACUCCAGUGCUACUAUAAGUGACGGGGGCUUUGGGCAUGUCUUGUGAGUAAAUGAAACUAGAUGGUGAAUGAAUUAAGGGACUUUCCCUUUACUCUCUGCCCCUUGAAUGUAGCCCUGAAGAAUGUAUUCCCUGUCAAGUUUAGUUCUUGUACUUGAACAUAAUAACCCUGGAAUGGCAGGGUCUGAACCUGACUUCCAGAAUGAGGGUAAACGGCUCAUACCAGGCAUUUGCACAUCUCUGGUUAGUUUAUGGUUUCUAGGAUAGACUGGUUUCUCCACAGGUGAGCCGUGGGAUUGGAGGCGUAUGCAAGGCAUUGGUUGGUUGAGGCGGAGGAGAGGGUGGGCUGAGUUGGGGCAGUGUAGUAUAAAAGUAAGGGAAAACAGAGGUCCUGAGGCUAGGUGAGGAGCCAGGUGAGGCCGACAAGGGUGUUGGUUUACCUUAGGUUCCACAUCGCCACUGCAAAGGUAGAUUCAGAGCCAGCCAUCCUUGUGGGAUCUGUUCACUUUCAGUAUUGCAGGAGAGAGGGCAGUUUGCCUCAACCACCAUCAUCCAUCUGUCUGUCCCUCCCUCCUACAUACCUCCAUACCAUUGUGGAAAGGUCAGGAUACCCCUUAUGAUUUUGUACCAGCUGUGGUGUCACCUGGGAUUUGGGUUGUACUGUGAGUGAAGCCCACCUCUUGAGGUUUUGAACUGUCAUUCAAGGCCCCUGUCCUGUUUGGUGGUAUCCCUGCCACCUUCCUGUCACCUCCCCACAUAAUUGCCUGUUUCCUCAACCUGUCCCAUUGCUAGCCAGUGAAAAGUUCUUUUCUCUCAAAUAAAAACACUGUUAUGACUAA